AUGCGAAGGACUGCGAGUCAAAACAAUCUUGAAGAAUUCGAUCCUGAGCCUGAACGUACUUUCAAUCGGCGCAAGAGAGAUUUUAAUUUAUUGCAGAACCCGCAGGCUGUCGCAGAAUUACCUGUGGUCAUGGCUAAUAAUCAACCGGCGAAAGUGAGAGAGGUUACAGUGCCUCGUGUGGCGGAUGUCAUUUCAAGCAUUGUCAAGCCCACCAUCGAAGGGCACUUUGAGCUGAAGCAUCCUAUGAUUCAACUACUUCACUCUAGUGGGCAAUUCACGGGAAUGUCACAUGAGGAUCCUCAGCGUCACAUCCAUACUUUUCUGCAGAUUGUCGAUACUUUUGCUACUGGAAGGGUCACUAAAGAAUAUGUGCGACUGACACUGUUCCCCUUCUCUCUAUUGGGGAAUGCAAGUAACUGGUUAUUAGCAGAGCCGGCCAAUUCUAUCACUACGUGGGAUGACUUGGCGACAAAAUUCUUGACAAGGUUCUUUCCACCAGCAAAGAUCGCUCGCCUCCGAAGAGAGAUCAUGUCAUUCAGGCAGAAAAAUGGAGAGAAUUUGUAUCAAGCCUGGGAGAGGUUUAAGGGUCUUCUCAGAGAUUGUCCUUACCACCAUCAGACGAAUGAAGUUCUGGCACACACAUUCAUUGAGAGUCUGGAUGCCCAACAUAAGUCAUCACUAGACACUGUUGCAGGAGGGCAGGCUCUUGAUCUAAGCUAUGAAGACCUAUUCACAUUAUUGAACAGGUUUACUCAAAGCACUCCAGACUGGCAGGAUGAUGCAGCUAGCAGUUCAGUUAGGAAAGCACCGGGCGUCUUUGAAGUAGAUAAUUUUACAACAUUAUCAGCACAGAUUGAUGCCAUGCGCACCGAACUCAGGAAGUUAGAUGCGUCACAAGCGCCACCACAGGUGCAUGCAGUGCAGCAAGCCAUAGCCUUUUGUGAUGUCUGCGGAGAGGGUCACAACAGUGAUGAAUGCCCUGCAAAUCCCGCAUCCAUAUACUUUGUGGGUAAUGCAGGCAAGGGGCAAGGAAACAACAAUCAAUACGGAAAUUCCUACAACCCAAAUUGGAGGAACCAUCCGAAUAUCAGGUGGAGUGACAACUCAGGUAAUCAGAAGCAGAACUAUCAGUCAGCACCUACUCCUCAAGCUCCCACAAAUAGUAUGGAAGAAAUGAUGAAAAAGAUGAUGGGUGACAUGCAGAAGAUGAUGAUAGACCAGCAGAAGUUGAUAGCAGAUAAUCAGAAUCACGAUUUGGCUGUACGGAAUUUAGAGAGGCAGAUGGGACAGAUAGCUGGUGCACAAAAUACUAGACCACCUGGAGGACUUCCAAGUGACACAGAUGUGAAUCCCAAGCCUUGCAAUUCUGUAACUCUGCGAAAUGGGCGAGAACUAGAAGAAGUGACUUCAAAGAAAACUGUUCGAGUAGAAGCUGAAAAAGAGAAGAUUGCUACAGAAACAAGUGAAAAAGAGAAGGCAGUCGAGGCACCAGUGGAAAAGCAGCCACAGGCCGUGGUUGCAAAGCCACCGCCUCCAUUCCCUCAACAACUGGCAAGACAGAAAGAAGAGGCUACUUAUUUGAAGUUUCUUGAUUUGCUUAAGCAGGUACGCGUGAACGUCCCCUUGGUCGAUAUGCUGCAGGGUAUUCCAAAGUAUGCUAAGUACAUCAGAUAUAUUGUUGCAAACAAGAGUCGUUUCACAGAGUAUGCCACGGUUUCACUUACUGAGGAGUGCACUUCUCGUAUUCAGAACAAGUUGCCCCCAAAAUUGAAGGAUCCCAGAAGUUUCACUAUUGAGAUUUCUAUUGGGACACAGGUUGUUGCUCGAGCACUUUGUGACCUAGGUGCAAGUAUAAAUCUGAUGCCUUCGUCUAUCUUCCGGAAGCUAGGGUUGGGAGUGCCCAGACCAACCACUAUAGUUCUUCAUCUGGCAGACAUAUCGUUAGCAAGACCCGAAGGCAUUAUUGAAGAUGUAUUGGUAAAAGUAGGGUCGUUGAUAAUUCCUGCUGACUUUGUGAUAUUGGAUUUCGAGCCAGACCCAAAAGUCCCAUUUAUUUUAGGGCGUCCGUUCUUGGCCAUAGGGAGAGCACUUAUUGAUGUAGCUGGUGGGCAGCUUACCAUGCGAGUACAUGAUAAAGUAGAGGUCUUCAAUGUAUACCAAGCUCUGAAGAUGCCUGUAAUCUAUGAGGAGUUGUCCGCCAUUACUGUUCUAAAUGAUGAUACUCGAAGGCCACUCAUCACUUCUCAUGAUCCGUUGGAGAGAGCCUUGGUGGGGGAUGAUAUUUUUGGUGACACGGCGGCGUUUGAGAUGGUGCAGAUUCUGGAUAUGGCGAGUAUUUAUAUUCGGGCAGGCGAGUUUGAGCACUUAGACAGGACAAUGGGUGUAACUCCAAAGUUAUCAAUUGAAAAGCCUUCGAUGUUGGAAUUGAAGCCCCUGCCCGCCCAUCUUAAAUAUGCAUUAUUAGAUGAGGGGGAUACCUUGCCAGUGAUAUUGGCAGCAGAGUUGACCACCGAAAAGGUUAAUAUUUGUCUCAAAGUAUUGACGUCCCACAAAAGAGCAUUGGGGUGGCAGAUAUCUGAUAUUUAA
This is a messenger RNA of Lycium barbarum (goji berry), 2586 nucleotides long. RefSeq lists its product as uncharacterized. The transcript has a single exon. NCBI's taxonomy places the organism in Eukaryota, Viridiplantae, Streptophyta, Magnoliopsida, Solanales, Solanaceae. The record is from RefSeq and is a predicted model, not a curated record. Bases 1 to 2586 code for a protein of 861 amino acids.